This is a messenger RNA of Striga asiatica, 1942 nucleotides long. The record is from the annotation of a GenBank genome assembly. Lineage: Eukaryota; Viridiplantae; Streptophyta; Magnoliopsida; Lamiales; Orobanchaceae.
UGGUAAUUGCGUUGCGGACCCAGUGGUAGUCAAUUACAACUUAAAAAACUUUCUCCCUCUCCCUGAAGCUUUCUGCAACCUUCACAAAAACCCUAACACAGUUCUCCCCACGCACAAAUCACACAUUCUGAGCAGCGACGUUUGGAAUUGCUGUCUUCUGAUAUCCAAUCAGGCUAUGGCGGAUGUUACUGAUGAUUCGCGGGACAUCGAGAAGCUGUACGAGCACGGAGAAAAGCUCAACGAAGCCACAGAUAAAUCUCAGAAUCGGAAGGAUUACGAGGGGAUAAUAGCUGCAGCAAAUGGCAGCGUGAAGGCAAAGCAAUUGGCGGCGCAGAUGAUACCGAGGUUUUUCAAGUAUUUCCCCGAGCUUUCUGAGCAAGCUUUGGAUCAGCAUUUGGAUUUAUGCGUGGAUGAGGAGCUUGGUGUCCGUGUACAAGCUAUUCGCGGGCUUCCUCUGUUCUGCAGAGAUACACCUGAAAAUCUGGCAAAAAUAGUUGACAUCCUUGGUCAACUCCUCGUUGCUGGUGACAAUGUGGAGCGUGAUGCUGUGCAUAAAGCCCUUAUGACGCUAUUGCGGCAGGAUGUCAAGAGUAUGUACCUUAAGUCAUUGUCUGCAUGUGUUGCAGCUUCAUUAACAGCUUUGUUUAAGCACAUUGGCAGCACUGAUGAUCGAAAUGCAGAGGAUCUCAGUGCUUGGGAGGGCAUUCGGGAAAAAGUUCUAUGCUUUAUUAGGGACAAGGUGUUUCCUCUUAAAGCUGAGUUGUUGAAGCCGAAAGAUGAAAUGGAGAGACACAUCACUAAUUUGGUGAAACAGAAUUUGCAAGAUGUGACAGCAGCAGAGUUUAAAUUGUUCAUGGACUUCUUGAAAAGCUUGAGCUUAUUUGGGCAGAAUGCUCCUGUGGAACGAGUUCAAGAACUUGUUGAGAUUAUUGAAGGCCAGGCUGAUCUUGAUGCUCAAUUUGAUGUUUCAGAUGGUGAUCACAUUGCUCGAUUUAUAUCCUGCCUACAAAUGGCGCUUCCCCUUUUCAUGAGGGGUGCAUCAUGCAGCAAGUUCUUCAGUUAUCUGACGAAGCAAAUUAUCCAUGUUUUUGAUAAGCUACCGGAAGAACGAAAACUGGACUUGCUCAAGAACCUUGCCGAAUGUUCACCAUAUGCUAAACCACAAGAUUCAAGACAACUUCUUCCAUCAGUUGUUCAACUUUCAAAGAAAUACAUGGUCCGGAGAAAAAUUGAAGAGAUAAAUUUUACAUGUAUUGAGUGUUUGCUUUAUGCUUUUCACCAUUUAGCUCACAAGACUCCGAAUGCCACUAAUAGCCUUUGUGGCUACAAGAUCGUCACUGGGCAACCUUCAGACAGACUUGGGGAAGAUUUUUCAGAACAAUAUAAAGAUUUUACAGAGAGAUUGAGCACCAUCGAGGAAUUAGCAAAGACAAUGAAUAAGAAAUUGACCCAGGGGAUGACCGAGCACAAUAAAGCAAUGACAGCUGCAAAGACAGAUGAGGAUAAAGAAACUAUUAAGCAGCAGAAGCAGAAGGCUACAGCUAGUCUUCGGAGCUGCAACAAUAUACUUGCAAUGACCCCGCCUUUGCAUUCGAAAGCGCCUUCAUUUAUCGGGGACCAGAAAAAGAUCAACUUAUCUUGGAAAGAAGUUCCUAAACCGGCAUCAACAUCUGGUGCUGCUACUGCCACAGGUAAAAAACGAAGUGCAAAUGCUGCUAAUGGGUCUGGGACAAAUGUAGCAAAGAAGGGUCGAGGAGCAGGUGGUUCACAAAAUCAACUCGUUAACCGAGCUUUUGAAGGAUUAAACGAUAUUAGAGGUGGCAUUGGAAGAGGCUGGAGGGGCCGUGGUCGAGGCAGGGGAAGGGGGGGCUAUCGUUAGAAGAGGUGCAAGAAAAAUGUGUUCAACUUUGUUGUAUAAUGUAGACAUUUUUUUUUUUUUUUU